UCCCUGGGUUGGGAAGAUCCCCUGGAGAAAUAAAGGCUACUCAGUCUAGUAUUCUGACCUGGAGAAUUCCCUGGACUGUGUUAGCCCAAGAGGUCACAAAGAGUCAGACGCGACUGAGCAGCUUUCCCUUUCCCUGACAAGCAGUGACGCUGAGCAUCCUUUCACAGGCUUAUUGGGUGUUUGUCCACCUUUAGAGAAAUGCAAGCCCUUUCCCAUUCUUUCUUAAUUUUUUUAUUUUUAAUUUUUUCAUCUUUUAAAUUAUUAAAGUAUAAUAAUACAUUUACAGGAGACUUUGAAAAUACAGAACAAAGUUACAUAUAGUUCCACUGUAUAUUACAAUUUUUUAAGUAGAUAAACUAUGAUUUUCAGUCAGAGUUUCAAUAUCAAACUCUCAAAAAUUAAUAGAAUAAAUAGACAGAAAAGUAGAGGGAUAUAAUACAGCUGACAAGCACUAUGAACCAGUUCAACACAAUUAAGACUUAUACAAUUUUCACACAACAGCAGGGUACAAAUUCUAUUCAAGUUCCCAUAGACUAUAAACCUUUGUCCAUUUUUCAGUCUGGCUAUUUUUUUGUUGUUGAGUUUUAGGAGUUCUCUAUGUAGUCUAGAUACUAAUCUUUCAUCAGAUACAUGAUUUGCAAAUAUGUUCUUCCAUUCUGGGGUUUCCUUUUUACUCUGUGGAUAGUGUGAUUUGAUGCACAAAAUUCUAAAAAAUGUUCAUGAGGGUCCAAUUUGUCUACUUUUCCUUCUGUUACCUGAUAGCCGAGAAAUCACUUUUAGGUCCAACAUUGUGAAGCUUUGUGUCCUGUAUUUUCUUCUAAAGGUUGUAUUGUUUCAGAUCUUACGUUUAGGUCCUUCCUUCGUUUUGAGUUGAUCUUUGCAUAUGGUGUGAGGUGAGGUCCAGCUUCAUCCUCUCCCACGUGGAUACUCGGUUUUUCCCGGCACCGCUUGUUGGAAAGACUGUCCUCUCUCCCAUGGAUGGUGCUGGCACCCUUGUCAAAAGUGGUUUGAACAUGUGUUCGAGCUCUCUGUCCUGUUUCUGGGCUCUCUGUUCUAUUCCAUUGUUGUAUGUGUCUCUCUUUAAUGCACAUGCUUAUUUUUAAAAACAGAAGCAUGAUCAUACUGUAUACACUUUUCACAGCCGGCUUUUAACACACUUAGCAGCGUGUUGUUUCAGUGCAGAGCCUCAAGCCGUGCUGCGUGGCGCCGCCGCAUCGUGGCCCAUGUCCAUCCGUGAUUCAUGUAAAUCACCUGUCGUUGGACUUUCAGGAAGAUCCGCUGGAGGAGGAAAUGGCACCCACUCCAGUAUUCUUGCCUAGAGAAUUCCAUGGACAGAGGAGGCUGGCGGGCUACAGUCCACAGGGUCACAAAGAGUCAGAUACAACUCAGCGACUGGGCACAGACAUUCAGGAGGCUUCCGUUGAGGUUUCUCUGGUGUGUUACGGGCAACGUUGUCAUAAUCAUCCCUAAUUGUGUUCUAUUUAAAGUGCCUGGCACCAGCUAAGUUCUGUGAAAGUAUUUGUUAAAUAAAAUCUGUACAAGCACCAUUAUCAUUUCCUCAGGAUGUAUUCUUCGAAGUCCCAUUUCCCAGUUAAAGCACGUGUGGUCUGCCUCCCACCUGGAUGGACGCUGCCCUGAGCUGGGCCUGAGCAGACCCCACAGAGUGGGCGAUCCUGUGUCCAGACCCCGUGUGCCCCUCAGCAGGCGUGGGGUCUGGAUCUUGGCCCCCAGGGCCGCCCUCCUCUCUCCACGCCCACCUUGGAUCAUGGCCCCAGCACUUGCCAGCGGGGUGACCUGGGCAAAUUACCUGAGUUCUUGGUGCCUUGGUUUCCCACCUGGACUCCAGAGUGGCUGCAGGGUCUUUCCUGCAGGGCAGGGUGUGAGGCCCCCGGCAGCCCAGUCCUGUCUCCUUGAUCAGUCAGAGCAGCUGGACUCCGAGUGCCCUGAAGCUCGGACAGCCCUGAGGCCCUGCCUGUCCUAGAGCACCACCUUGCUUCCGUCGGGUUCCUGACGGAACGCGGCCAGGCUGAGAGAGGGCAAGCCCGCGUGCUCAUCUGUUGCACGGGUGGACCUGGCUGCAUUGGACUCAUCUGUGUUUUCAUUCUGCAGAGCUUAACGGAUCCUAAUCCCUCCUAUCACCUCACCAUGAGCACCCUCAAGCUGGAAGUUCAUUCAUAUAGUGUUGUUAUUGUUUGGUUGCUAAGUUGUGUCCAACUCUCGUGACCCCACGGACUGCAGUCUUCCAGGCUCCUCUGUCUGUGGGAUUUCCCCGGCAAGAAUACUGGAGUGGGUGCCAUUUCCUUCUCCAUUCAUGUUACUGACCUUCCAGCUGCAUGGAAUCUAGGGGGGUUUCUCUAAAGGUAAGGGGGCGGGCGCUGUCCCGGAGCGCUGGACGCGGAGGGGAGCACUGUGGCAGGAGCUGUCCAGUGUCACCGUCUGUUCCCGGGAGGAUGUGGCCAGACCUGCCGAGUCUAGGGUUCCGGCUGCGUGAACACAGAGAAGCCGCCGGCGGGGAGGCCAGGCAGCGCUUGCCCACCGCCUCCUCCCCGCAGCCUCUGAAUGGAGCGCCGUUUGCCUGUAGCACCUCCGAGCUGCUCCGGAGAGCUCGCGAUCCUGCUUGGAAACGACAGGAGCUGGUCCCUCCCCCUGGAUGUAGUCAGCGUGGUAAAUUCCAUCUGAAAAGAGGAGCCGCGUUUUGCUGAGUCACAGAACCCGGGGAGCUGAUUGCACAGGCGGCAGAGAGCGUCCCGGGGUCAGAGGAAGGCGGAGGAGAGGCCGCAGACCGGAGGGGCUCGGGUGUGAGUGAGAAGAUGUAGAGGAGCCACAGGCAGGCGAUCGGCCCAGACGCGCGGCUGCCCCUCGGGCCACCCUCACCAUGUCCAAGAAGGGCGCAGGCGGCCGGAGCAAGGGGGACAAGGCGGAGGUCCUCGCCGCCCUGCAGGCUGCCAACGAGGACCUGCGGGCCAAGCUCACUGAGAUCCAGAUCGAGCUGCAGCAGGAAAAGAGCAAGGUCGGCCGUGUGGAGAGGGAGAAGAACCAGGAGCUCAGGCAGGCGCGGGAGCACGAACAGCACAAGAGCGCCGUUCUGCUCACCGAGCUCAGGACCAAGCUGCACGAGGAGAAGAUGAAGGAGCUGCAGGCGCUGCGGGAGGCGCUGCUGCGGCAACACGAGGCCGAGCUGCUGCGCGUCAUCAGGACCAAGGACAGCGAGAACCAGCGGCUGCAGGCGCUGCUGCACGCCGUGCGCGACGGCGGCCCGGACAGGGCGCGCACCGUGCUGCUGUCCGAGGCCAAGGAGGAGGCCAAGAAGGGCUUCGAGGUGGAGAAGGUGAAGAUGCAGCAGGAGAUCUCGGAGCUGAAGGGCGCCAAGAGGCAGGUGGAGGAGGCGCUGACCCUGGUCAUCCGCGCCGACAAGAUCAAGGCCGCCGAGAUCAGGAGCGUGUACCACCUGCACCAGGAGGAGAUCUCCCGCAUCAAGAAGGAGUGCGAGCGCGAGAUCCGCCGGCUGAUGGAGGAGAUAAAAUUUAAAGACAGAGCAGUCUUCGUGCUGGAGAGAGAGUUAGGGGUUCAAGCCGGGCAUGCCCAGAGACUCCAGCUCCAAAAAGAGGCUCUAGACGAGCAGCUGUCCCAGGUCAAAGAGACCGACCGGCACCCGGGCAGCCCCAGGCGGGAGCUUCCUCACGCAAGCGGUGCAGGAGACGCCUCAGACCACUCGGGAAGCCCUGAACAGCAGUUGGAUGAAAAGGAUGCUCGGCGUUUCCAACUUAAGAUUGCGGAGCUGAGCGCGAUCAUCCGGAAACUCGAGGACCGCAAUGCCCUGCUGUCGGAGGAACGGAACGAGCUGUUAAAGCGUGUAAGGGAAGCUGAAAGUCAGUACAAGCCAUUGCUGGACAAAAACAAACGCCUUACUCGGAAGAACGAAGAUCUGUCCCACAGUUUACGUCGGAUGGAAAACAAGUUAAAAUUUGUCACCCAGGAGAACAUAGAGAUGAGGCAGAGAGCAGGGAUCAUACGGAGACCCAGCUCCCUGAACGACCUGGAUCAGAGUCAGGACGAGCGGGACGUGGACUUCCUGAAGUUGCAGAUUGUCGAGCAGCAGCACCUCAUAGAUGAGCUCUCCAAGACCCUGGAGACCGCUGGCUACGUGAAGAGCGUGUUAGAACGUGAUAAGCUUUUAAGAUAUCGGAAACAAAGAAAGAAAAUGGCGAAACUCCCCAAGAAGCCGGUUGUCGUGGAGACCUUCUUUGGAUAUGAUGAAGAGGCUUCUCUGGAGUCCGACGGUUCUUCCAUCUCUUACCAAACAGACAGGACAGACCAAACCCCGUGCACCCCAGACGACGACCUGGAGGAGGGCAUGGCCAAGGAGGAGACAGAGCUGCGGUUCCGCCAGCUGACCAUGGAGUACCAGGCCCUGCAGAGGGCCUACGCGUUGCUGCAGGAGCAGGUCGGAGGGACGCUGGACGCAGAGCGAGAAGUUAAGACCCGUGAGCAGCUGCAGGCGGAUGCGCAGCGGGCGCAGGCGCGCAUCGAGGACCUGCAGAAGGCCCUGGCGGAGCAGGGGCAGGAUAUGAAGUGGAUUGAAGAGAAGCAAGCGCUGUUUCGGAGAAAUCAGGAGCUUGUGGAAAAGAUUAAACAAAUGGAGACAGAAGAGGCUCGGUUAAAACAUGAAGUCCAGGAUGCGAAGGACCAAAACGAGCUGCUGGAGUUCCGGAUCCUGGAGCUGGAGGAGAGGGAGAGGAAGUCGCCCGCCAUCACCUUCCACCACACGCCCUUCGUGGACGGGAAGAGCCCCCUGCAGGCGUACUGCGAGGCGGAAGGCGUGACGGACAUCCUGGUCUCGGAGCUGAUGAAGAAGCUGGACCUGCUGGGGGACAACGCCGUAAGUAAUCUGACCAAUGAGGAGCAAGUGGUCGUCAUACAAGCCAGGACAGUCCUGACCUUGGCCGAGAAGUGGCUCCAGCAGAUAGAGGAGACGGAGUCGGCCCUGCAGCGGAAGAUGGUGGACCUAGAGAGCGAGAAGGAGCUGUUCAGUAAGCAGAAGGGCUACCUGGAUGAGGAGCUCGACUACCGGAAGCAGUGCUUGGACCAGGCUCACAAGCGCAUCUUGGAGCUGGAAGCAAUGCUGUACGAUGCCCUGCAGCAGGAGGCCGGGGCCAAAGUGGCCGAGCUGCUAUCGGAGGAGGAGCGCGAGAAGCUCGGGGUGGCGGUAGAGCAGUGGAAGCGCCAGGUCAUGAGCGAGCUGCGCGAGCGGGACGCCCAGAUCCUGCGGGAGCGCAUGGAGCUCUUGCAACUGGCGCAACAGAGAAUUAAAGAAUUAGAAGAAAGAAUAGAAGCCCAGAAGAGACAAAUAAAGGAACUGGAGGAAAAGUUUCUAUUUUUGUUCUUGUUUUUCUCCUUAGCUUUCAUUCUGUGGUCAUAGCUCGCCUGGGCACUCUGGCGUGCCCCCCUUUCCUCCAGCUUUACCGGAGAGCGGCGGGUGCCCGUCCCUGAAGACUCGGGGGGAGCCGGCCUCUGCAGACCCCCUGCUGUCGAGGAGGAGGGAGAGAGGGGGUCUCUGAGCACCUCCGAGGGGACUGUUCACUUUGAUGAGCCGGAAUUAGAACUCGUUUUCCGACCGGGCUUCUCUGAAGAGGCCUGGUCUUGGCUGCGGACCCCAGGUCCUUGCUUGGGACACAGCCCCCGGCCCCACUUACGGGGACACGCGGGGCCCCUGCUGGCGGGCGCCCAGGCCACUUCGGUGCAGGAGCCCCGGCCCCUGCCUCCCCUGGUUCCCUCAGUGACCGCAACAGGAGUCGGAAGAGAGGGCGGACUCCCAGAAACAACGCAGGCGGCCCGCAGCACGCCGCGGCGGGGCUGCUGCCACGACGGGGACCUCGUCCAGGGCACCUGGGCGGCUCAUGGAGCAUCUCCAGUGUGGUUCCCCGGGUCUCCCGGGCCAGCUGUGAAGACACUGCAACUCGCUCGCCGGGGUCCUGGGCACUUGCCAACCGACGCACGCGGCCACCCUGCUGUGUUAAACGCUGUUGCCAGUGGGAAUAGAACCGUGGAUGCCACGGUGCCACUGGACCCCGCCCUGAGCUGCGCCGAGGGACUGGUCAGAGCGAGAACUGAGGAGCUGAUGGAGGGAGCUGGGACGAGAAGGGCGGGGUGGCUGGACAGGGCAGGGCCUCACUGGAGAUGCAGGGGCCAGAGGCUGUCUCGGGCGGCACAGACCCGGGCACCGCAGAGACAGGCCCAGUGCAGCCGAAGCCACCCGGUCCAGAGCUGCAGCCUUCAUGCUCCAGGGGCAGUGCCCGGCAAGGACCACAGUGCCCAUAGGUCUGCGGUUGAGAAGGGGGCCCGACGCCCAGCUGGCAGCAGAGGAGAAGCAGCACGUCGAUGAAGCCAGUUUAAAGCGUGAGUUCCACUCUUUGUGAGCGUCAUGGUCCACAGACUGGGAGAGCCUUCCUGCGCUUGGACACAGCCCGACUUGUGGCUUGGAGGUGGUCCUUCUAUUGACCUCGCAGCCUUGAGAUCUAAGAUGGUGCUGUCAGUAAUGCAGUGUGUGUGUGUGUGUGUGCAUGAGUCUAUAUGCACACACACGUGCUCUGUCAGAAGAGGACGCACAGGGUUGAGCUCUUUUGAGGCGCUUGUAGAUUGACGUACCAGGUGAUGAGCCGGGCAGCCAGGUGAGACCGUAAGACAACACUGUAUAAGAGAAACACAAGCCGCAUUGCCUGGAGCGGAGGGAGGUCCGCCUGUGUGUCUGCAAGGGUUAGGGUCACUUUAUAUUUGUGUCGGAGGAAACGUUCAACUCGGGUAUGGACGACAGAGGCAGCGAGACCAGGCUUGAUUUGCUAGGAUGAAUCGAGAGAAAGAUUAUAGGAUCAGACAGACAUGCUUUUCUCUGGCGGGUGCAGGUUUUCCGCUGGGCAAUGCACGAGCAAUCAACACUUGUCCAAGAAGGAUGCAUCCUUUCUGUUAUCAUUAAAGCCACAGUUACUUAUUCACUUGGGCAAGAAAUGGGGCCACUUCACUGCUUUUGCAUCUGAGCUUGAUGUCAGGGUUUGUAUCUCAAGUCCAAAGUCUGGUUUAACCCUCCCUGCAUUCUUCUGUCUUGUUCUAAUGACUGCAUCGUCUUGGCGCAUUUGUUGUAGUCAGAAUCAAAAGGCAAACAGUAGACUUGAGUGAAUAAAAGCCACCGUGGAGCUGUGGAGGAACUCCCAGAGUGAAGUGUGGUGGAGUGUACGAUGCAGGCAUUGAGAAACGCUCCCAAGUUCCACUCCCUGAGGGCCUGCCCAGCCCCGUGUGUACCUGCCCAGGAACAGCAGUUAUGGAGGCUGGCCAUUUGGGAUCCCAAAGUGUGCAUUUGAAACCCAAAUUCACACCCCUCGUGUUUAUUUGGGUCAUCAUGAUUUUCAUGUCGUACAUAUGUCUGGAGCACUUCACAUGCCCACACAUCCCAGACUCUCAAUCACAGCUUUGUAGUUUUUGAAAGGAGGCAAACUCUACAGGAAAGAGAAGCAUGUAAAUAUGUACCAAUGCUUAUGAAGUCAUUAUUAUCUGUAUGUAAAAAGGAUGUGCAUUGGAAAGGGAAAAUGGCUCAAUGAAUGUUUUAAGUAAUCCAUGUACCAAACUGCAUUUUGAAACUGCAUGUUCCCCAAAGCACACAUUGAGUUGAAAUGCCAAGUCUUCUCUUCAGAUACCAUUGUUUUUGUUCAUGUAUCAUAGGCACCUUCUGUUCAUCUGCCUACAAAAUCCAGCAUUUUAGGGUUGGGCUUUUGAAAAAAAAAGAGAGAGAGAAAAGAAAGAUAAAAAUAUGGGUAUUUGUCACUAAUUCCUGCCAAUCCACUGAGCACCUGAAGAAGUCAAGUAUUUUAAAAUAAUAUGCAUUUUCUAAAUACUAGAAUGUACCUUUUAUUCAAAACCAGUGGACUGGAUUGAAUCGAAUGUUGGGCUCACUAUUUAGCUCUUCAGAUAGAGGAAGUGGCACAAAGAGGCUGAAACACAGACAUGUUUGCUGUGUCACUGAGAUGUGUGCAGCCUAAGACUUGUCACCAUACGCAGCACGCACAGCAUCCAGGAACACACACACGUGUUUUCAUUUGUCCAAGCCAGAAUUCACGUGCACAAUAUCCAGAAAAACAUACGUAUUUUCAUUUGUCCAAGCCAGAAUUCAUGUGCACAAUAUCCAGAAAACACAUGUGCUUUCGUUUGUGCAAACCAGAAUCCAUGUAAACUGCAGCUUCCUUGUUGACACGGUGUGUGUACCUCGUUCCCGUGGUCUCAAGCUCCAGUUGCUGAAGGACCGUGGCUUUUCCCUAAAGUGCUCAGCCCUCGAGGAACCUGUAGCCUUCAGGACACCCUGAGUGCCUUACGCGGCUGUGAACACCAGUGCCGGCAGUCAGGAAGGAGGGCGUGCUGGGAGUGGGUUUGGAGGUGUUGGACGUUAAUCUACACUGACCAUCACUGCAUCAUUGACCUUAAGAUGGACUGUAUGUUUUAGCACAGUGAUGGAUUUACGUUUAGGCUCAGGAAAAUCAAGCUGUACAUAUAGGUAUCAAAUCAUAUAUUUGUUUACUGUGUAUUUUUUAAAAGCUUUAUUGUAAAUUUAUGCAAACACGAGUGAGGACUUGUUUUCUCAUGGCAAUGUGCCAAACAGUGUUUGUGCUCCCUGAAGCAGUUCCUUAAUAACCACACUCUAAACACGUGAUGCUCUGUUCAGUGCUAAACAGUAUUCAGAGCCCUAAAAUAGGUUUGUAUGGUGAUCAACUACAGAAUUUUACACAUAUUUUUGUAUUGUGAUUCCUAUGAUAUAUACCAGAGAAUUUUUACUCAUUUGUAAAUUAUUGUACAGUUUUUAAUAAAGAUUGUUUUAAAUCUUAGAAUA
Molecule: messenger RNA, 8869 nt
Organism: Bubalus bubalis (water buffalo)
Lineage: Eukaryota; Metazoa; Chordata; Mammalia; Artiodactyla; Bovidae
Gene: JAKMIP3
Product: Janus kinase and microtubule interacting protein 3
Exons: 24
Coding region: 2876-5419 (847 amino acids)
Molecular function (GO): microtubule binding; kinase binding
Source: RefSeq, a predicted model, not a curated record